AUGAAGUUCGUUGCUGUCAUCUUUGCCGUGGUCACGGUGGCCAGCUCCAUGCCCAUGGAGCAGCAAAAGUGUGGCGGUUUUUGCACUGCCGAAUACGACCCCAUCAAGUGCACCAACGGGAUCGUUUAUGGCAACGCUUGCGAACUUGCGAAAGCCAAGGAUUGUAACCCUCGGGCUUUUGACGGUGUCACUUGCAGCAGUGGCGCCCAGGAGUAG
Messenger RNA from Beauveria bassiana ARSEF 2860, 216 nucleotides. RefSeq lists its product as uncharacterized. The coding region runs from base 1 to 216 and encodes 71 amino acids. Gene Ontology annotation, molecular function: protein binding. NCBI's taxonomy places the organism in Eukaryota, Fungi, Ascomycota, Sordariomycetes, Hypocreales, Cordycipitaceae. The record is from RefSeq and is a predicted model, not a curated record. The transcript is spliced from 4 exons.